AUGUCUGGAAACUCUUCAGAACUGUUAGAUAGCUCCGGUGACGGUGGCCUAGGCGGUUCAGGCGAGGAAGAGAAAGAUAUGAAGAUGGAGAAAACCGGCGAAGCAUGUGGCGGAAGAGGAAACCGGUGGCCAAGACCGGAGACUUUGGCUCUCUUGAGAAUACGUUCGGUGAUGGAUAAAACCUUUCGUGACUCCACUCUCAAAGCUUCCUUAUGGGAAGAAAUCUCCAGGAAAAUGAUGGAGCUUGGUUACAAGAGAAGCUCAAAGAAAUGCAAAGAAAAGUUCGAGAAUGUGUACAAGUACCACAAACGUACCAAAGAUGGUCGUACCGGAAAAUCCAAAGGCAACACGUACCGGUUUUUCGAUGAGUUAGAAGCUUUUGAGACUAUCAAUUCCUAUCCACCUGGAUCCAAGUUCCAACCCGCAAAACCUCCGGCAGCAGCGGCCACGACCACAAGGCAAAUGUUCCAUCUGGAUGUGCCCAAAACCGCCUCUAAUCAACAGGUUAGUGUGAAACCCAUCACCACAAACCCUACCUUCCUUGCCAAGCAACCGUCUUUAACAACACAUUUCCCCUUUUAUAACAACAACCAUUCAACUAAGGUUGAUGAUACUGGUUUUAAACCAACUUCGAGUGACUUGUUAAACAAUGUAUCAUCAUUGAAUCUUUUUUCGAGAUCAACUUCUUCAUCUGACGAAGAAGAAGAUCAGGAAAAGAGAUCGAGGAAGAAGAGGAAGUUGACAAAAGAGUUGAUGGAGAAACAAGAGAAGAUGCAUAAAAGGUUCUUGAAAGCUUUGGAGACUGGCGAGAGAGAGAGAAUCUCAAGAGAAGAAGCUUGGAGGGUCCAAGAGGUAGAGAGAAUCAAUAGUGAACACAAUACACUAGUCCAUGAGAGGUCUAAUAUUGCGGCUAAAGACGUUGCAAUCAUAUCAUUCUUACAAAAAAUAUCAGGAGGACAACAACAACCACAUCAGCAGAAUUAUAAAGUAUCACAAAGGAAACAAUAUCAAAGUGAACAACAUUCAAUUACAUUUGAGAGCGAAGAGACAAGUCAGGUUGUACUAGAUACAACAAUAAUGAAGAUAGGGACUUCCAAGGCAUCUCCUAGUUCUUCAAGAUGGCCUAAAACUGAGGUCGAGGCCUUAAUAAGAAUAAGAAAGAAUCUUGAAGCUAACUAUCUAGAAAACGGUACUAAGGGGCCGUUAUGGGAAGAGAUCUCUGCAGAGAUAAGAAGAUUCGGAUACAAUCGAAGCACGAAACGAUGCAAAGAGAAGUGGGAAAACAUCAACAAGUACUUCAAGAAAGUCAAAGAGAGCAACAAGAGACGACCCCUUGAUUCCAAGACAUGCCCUUGUUUUCACCAGCUAGAAGCGUUGUAUAACGAGAGGAACAAAACUGGGCCACUACCAAUAUUGCCUCUAUUGGUUACGAGACAGUUUCUUCUUUCACAAGAAACGAAGGCUGUGACUAAUCAGAGGGACAAAGUUGAUAAUAAAGAAGGAGAGAGCGGGGAGGAUGAUUACGAAGAUGAAGAAGAAGAGGGCGCAGGAGACAAUGAGAUAAGUGAGUUUGAGAUUGUGUUGAACAAAACAUCUUCACCUAUGGACAUUAACAAUAAUCUUUUCACCUAAGUGGUUUUGUAUAAUAUUUUCUUUUAUAUACACGUCUGAUAAACUCCACAAUGGGGUAUACAAAAAGAACAUAAUAAAACAAAUGUAAGUAAAUGGCUUGAUUUUCUAGUUUAUAGUAUUCCUUAAUUUCCGUGGUCUUUAAUAGAGUAACUAAAUUCGUUGAUUUUUUUUUACCAAGUCUAUCUAAUAAUAGAACCACAAGACUCAAUGGUGUAAAACUUGAAUAAAAGUUGGCUCAAUUGGUUGGGAGAAGCCAAGGGUAAUCAAACAUUCAUCUAUAUCCAUAGGUACCCGACAUAUCUAAUAAAAUCUUGGACCUACGGAUUAAAUUGGGUCGUCCUUUUCAUCAUUUUCUUUCUUUGGAGUGUUAUGAUUUAUAUGAAAUUUAACUUUGCAUUUUUUGUAAGAAUUUCGGAUAUAUCAGUUUAGCUCAAAUCAUCUAAUCAAAAGUAUCGUCCGUGUAGUUGAUGGCGUUGGUGCGUUUCUUUCUGUAAUAUGUGCCUACAUACCACGAGGUAGACCCAACAAACACACAUUAUAUUCGAAUUAGUACAGUAGAAUAAAUAAAAAGGACUACAAUAUAUUUUUGUAACAUUUUACUAAUAAAUCUGAUUAAUCAAAAUGAUAGCUUAAUUAAAAAUUGUACAGAAUGGGAAAAUAUGGAUAAAAUUACACAAAAUAAUAGAAAUGAAGGUAAAUAAAGUGCAUAAGUUGUUUUUAAAUGGUCCAUAUAUUUAUUUAAUCAGAAGGAGAUUAUGCAAAUUUUGAUUAGUUGAAUGGCUUUCUUCAGUCGAUAAUAUGUUACCAUCUGAAGCAUCCGAAGCUAAACAUUUGAGACAGUAAAACAAGAAUGAUUUAUUUUUGUUUUGUUUUAAGAACUUGAUUGAUAUUACAAUAUUGAAUAUAAGCGACAUAUGUAAAUUUUACAACUGCGAAAACAUAGGUUAGAGAUGUUCCGUUGGAUUAAUUAGAGUCAUAGACAAUAGACUUUUGCUCCUCGACGCCAUGAGAAAUCAUCUGCCCAAAACUUCUUUAUGUCCCCCUCAACGAAAUGUUGACCUUUUUCGUGUUAAAACAAAAGUAAAAGCUAACUUUGAUAUUAUGCUACGCACAAACUCAUUUUUUAGAAAGAAAACUAUAUAUAGCAAAAAAGAAUCAAUAUCUUUUUUAGAUGUCACUUUCCUUUGGGUUAAUUAAAGGAAAAUUUUCCAUAACGUCUUUCACUGAAAAUUGGGUUACAAAUUACAAGAUAACUAUGUUUUCCUUAAUACUCAAGAGCUCAUCAAUUUCAAAGGAUUCAGGAAAUUAUGAUCAGUAUAUAUACUCUAUAAUAUUCUUGUUUUCCCACAAACGAUCGUGAAAGCUCAUAUAUUAUUUUUUAAAAGUUUAUAUAAUUUUUAAAAAUAAACUUUUAUGUUUGAAUCUACAUUUAGUGUUGGUUCGUCAUCAUUGUUAGCCCCUCAAAAAAAAAAUUCAAAUAUAAAUUAUAAAACAUUCAUGGAAACGGAAAAGAAGAAGAUUCCGUUUCUAAUAAUUAGCCACCAUUCUUUCUCACAUAUCAUUUUUCCUUUUACAUGCCAUUUCAGAUUUUUGAAGUUGCAUUUUUAUUUUUGGUAGCAGAUUUAAUCUUCUGCAAUUCUAGUACACAUAUAUAAUUAGACCGUGGCAGAUUUGUUCUUACUUCUCAUGCAAAAGCUCUUGGUUUUUUCUUGGGUGCAAAUCAUCUUAUUGAUUAAAUUAUAGUAUAUAACAACUAUAAAUGACAUUUUAUGGGAUUGGGUGGAAAAAUAGGGUGGAAAAAAAUGAUUCGAGAAUAAUAUUUUGAGAUAGAGCGAUCAAAUGCUGCCCACUAGUUGAUUGCUGUUCGUGGAGGUACUUACUCGGUGCCACAAAUUGUUCGAAUUCAUUACAAAUAUAUGGUCUAAAUCUACAUAUUACAAAAUUUCCUGGAAUACUCUUGCAAGAAUAAUGACUCAUCACGGUACGAAUAAUCUUAAAAUUUGUAUAUUGAAUUAUAUGGUGGUACAGUUUACUUUACAAAACGCCAUAUACUCUAAAAAUUUAUAGUUUUCUUUCAACGUAUCUAGUGUAAUAAAGGAUCUUCGGGAGGAAACGGACCUUCAUGAUCACAAGUUUAAGUGUUUAUGAUAGGAAAGAAACGAAAUUAAUUAACAUGUUUGGGACCCUUAUAAGUUAUAACAAGAAACUAUGAGUACUCAAACCAGUUCUCACAAAAGAAAAAAAACUAUGAGUACUCAAGACUCACAACUUCGUGGUUAACAGUACAAAAUAAUUUGUUGUAUGGGUUGGAGAGAGCCGUUCCUCAGAGAAACUUUUAUGAACAUAAUUAAUUGAUCUAAUUGUAUGGGUUAUUGACAAAAGAAAAACAACAAAAUAAUAAUUUCAUAAAAAGUGUUACUCAACGAGCUAAGGAUAACUAAUUAUAUACUACAUAAAAUGCGUUUGACAAAUUCCAUUUUCUUUUACAUGUAAAAUCACAAUUUCUUACUUUGUUUAAUCUUAGGUUGGAAUGAAAAAGAAAACCCAAAAUGUUAAAAUUGAUUUUCAAGUUCUGAACAUAUUGGAUAAUUUUGGUUAGCAAAAAUUAUAAAUAUUUUAAAAUUUUACACUUAUUUUCUGUAUUAUGAUCUGUAAAUUUAAUCUGAAUUAAUCGAAUCAAUCCAACAACUGAACCCGGUCAAAUUUCAAACUGAAUCGGAGUUAUUAUAAAAGGAAACCUCAUUACACCUCUAUGUUGAGAUCGUAUGAAAUUGAUAGCGAGAUAGUAAUUAGUAGGUCUCUUGGUGAGAAAUUAUUACCCUCGCAAUGAAAUUGAAAACUGAUCCAAAAUAUCUUCUAUACUUUAAAAAUAACAUCCAAUAAUUUGUGGACGUACUAAAUAUUUCAUACAUCAACUUUAUAUAUCCGUGGACUAGUGGCAGAUUUUAAUUUUAACUUAAAUAAGGAUACCUAUAUUUUCAAGAUGUCCUUUUCGUGUACUAUAAAGUCUACUUAUCUUCUUUAAUCAUUUUCAAAACUCGCAAUUUCGAAUUAGUUUAAACUUUAGUGAGAUAAUUUAAUUCAACGGUACAAACUGAGACUUGCUUGUGCGCUGCUUGAGAAGAUACUUUUGUAGAAAAAGAAAAACGUAAACAAGAUAAUUAGCGGUUGUUAUCCGACCCAUAUAAACAAUAACACACACCAAACGUAUUAAAGCAGGGCUCACAUUAGUCACAUAAUAUUGUAGUGUAAGAGACGAACAAAAGUUAUAAUUACAGUGACGUGGGCGUGUUCCUUUCUCCGAAUGUUGGCAAAGAGCCUGUAGAUUAUUGUCUAGGUUUUAAAGUCAUAAAUAAAUAAUAAAAAUUGAUCUUUCCAUUUCACAUUACGUGUUGUAUUAUCACUACUUAUCAGUUUCAAAAUAGUUAUCAUUCUUAGAUUUUUAAUAUAAAAUCUGACGCAGAAUACCUAGUUUAAUUUUGUAUACCAUACAUUUGUAUUUCUGUGAGAGUGCUAAAACAUAUUUUGUAAAGUAUGGAAGAUAAUAAAUGUUUUUUUUACAAUAGACUCGAUGACAUAAUCAAAUGGCCCAAAAUUCUUCAUCCCACUUCUAGAUUGCCUGGAUUCGAACUCCCAUAUUUAGAAGUAAGAUACGAACGGCCAUUUAGC
Brassica rapa (field mustard) is the source of this 5301-nucleotide messenger RNA. Its product is annotated as trihelix transcription factor GT-2. The record is from RefSeq and is a predicted model, not a curated record. NCBI's taxonomy places the organism in Eukaryota, Viridiplantae, Streptophyta, Magnoliopsida, Brassicales, Brassicaceae.